This is a messenger RNA of Schistocerca americana (American grasshopper), 9634 nucleotides long. RefSeq names its product PH-interacting protein (gene BRWD3). Lineage: Eukaryota; Metazoa; Arthropoda; Insecta; Orthoptera; Acrididae. Gene Ontology annotation, cellular component: nucleus. Gene Ontology annotation, molecular function: protein binding. Gene Ontology annotation, biological process: cytoskeleton organization; regulation of transcription by RNA polymerase II; regulation of cell shape. The record is from RefSeq and is a predicted model, not a curated record. The transcript is spliced from 28 exons. Bases 487 to 5934 code for a protein of 1815 amino acids.
GCCGAUAAAAGGUGAGACUUCCAUAACUAUUUUCAUGGUUGAGCGGUCAAGAUUAUAUUUGAUUAACUGCAAGUAAACAACAGAAUUCAUUACGAUCAGUCUUAAGCGAAGAUUUUCCUGUUACCGCACGUUCUCGAAACGAGUGUGCACUGGGCUGUGUAUUAUAUGAAACGUUGCAAAAACAAAGAUGGAAGAAAGUGGCGUAACCUUAGUCAGCACGGAGUGAAGUUGUAUUUGUUGUUGUGGUUAUACGUGUGUAUGCAUACCUGGAAGCGUUGAAAAAAUAUACGUUGUGUUUUGUGAAACAAGUAUAAUGCAACAAAUCGAUACAACUGCAUCGCACGGCAGCCACCGCUAAAACGAUGGACUUCGGCUGUGUGAGUCGUGCGGCUGUUUUGGUGACUGUGCGUCUGUGUGAGUUGUGCUGGCGGGUGGAAUAAUUUUUCUGCCGCAGGAUUUUGUAAACAUAAUCAUGAUACUGUAAAUAUGGAAAACAAAAUAAUAAGACAGCGGUCUCAAUGUGCUUCAGAAUUGUAUUUUCUAAUUACGAAGUUCUUGGAUGCUAGCCCUUGUCAUCAGACAGCAGCGGUGUUAAAACAAGAACUUCAGCGCCUGAAGAUACUGCCGAGGCGACUCGAUUGGCAAGGAAAUGAACAUGAACAAACUUUUGGUGAACUGGAGCGGAAGUAUCCACACAUUGGGCCAAAUCAUCUACUCGAAGUAUGCAGAAGACUCGGCCCAUUGUUGGACCAGGAACUGAAGCCAAGUUUACCAGGACUAACAUCCCUGCUUGGCGCAGGACGACAGUCUUUACUUAGAACUCAAAAAGAUCACUGUGCUCACAAUUUAUCUAUUGUUGAUUACGCAGUUAGGAUAAGAGGAUGCCCUCUGAUUGAUCCUGCUGGUGUGAACAGGCAGCAUAACUUAGUUAAGGUGCUCCAGGGUCGUGAACUCUCAGGUCCUCUGAAACGCCACCAGGCUGUCUCAUCCAAGUUGUAUAGCAAGCUGCAGCUUUAUUGCCGGACUUUAGGUCAUCUUUCAGCUGUAUAUUGCCUUCUUUUUGAUCGAACUGGAAGAUAUGUUAUUACGGGUGCUGAUGACCUUUUGGUGAAAAUAUGGAGUGCCAUAGAUGGACGUUUGUUGGCAACAUUGAGAGGGGCAUCAUCAGAAAUAACAGACAUAGCUGUAAAUGUAGAAAACACACUUUUGGCAGCUGGGAGCUUGGAUAAGAUACUGAGAAUAUGGAGUCUUCAAACAUCUGCCCCCGUGGCAGUAUUGACGGGGCAUACAGGAAUGAUUACAUCGGUCCAUUUCAGUCCUAUGAUAAAGUACGAUAUGCGUUAUGUAGUUACAACAAGUACUGAUGGAUCAGUUGCAUUUUGGAUUUAUCACCGCCUUAGCAGGAGAAAAUAUAAUUUUAUCCCAAAGCCAAUUGUUUACAAUGAACGAAUGAGACCAGGACAGGCACAAAUGAUCUGUGCUGCAUUUAGUCCAGGAGGUUUGUUCCUGGCUGCAGGAAGUGCAGACCACCACGUCAGAAUUUAUUUAAUGACUGCUGGUGCAGAAGAUGGACCAACAAGAAUAUUGGAAGUAGAAGGGCACUCAGAUCGUGUAGAUAGUAUACAAUGGGCUAACACAGGUCUGCGAUUCAUAACUGGAAGUAAGGAUGGAACUGCACAGGUAUGGCAGUUCAAAUGUCAAGAGUGGCGCCCUCUGCAGCUUACCAUGAGCACAAAGCUGCCUGGAUCUUCUGAUACCACUGAUGAUCCAAAGGUGAAACUGAGGGUUUCAAUGGUUUGCUGGAAUCGAAGUGAUCAGUUUGUAAUUACAGCUGUCAGUGACUAUAGUAUUAAAGUAUGGAAUUCAUCAACAGGUGCUCUAGUGCAGGUUCUAAGAGGGCAUAAGGAUGAGGUAUUUGUGUUGGAAGCUCAUCCAUUUGAAGCUAACAUAUUGCUAAGUGCGGGACAUGACGGGCAGCUUAUUAUUUGGGAUAUAAUAGCUGGGACACAAGUGAUAUCAUUCCAGAAUGCCAUCGAAGGUCAAGGGCAUGGAGCUCUGUUUGAUGCAAAGUGGUCACCAGAUGGAACAAUGUUGGCCGCUUCAGAUUCUCACGGCCACCUUCUCGUGUAUGGGUUUGGACGUGGCAGUGACAGAUUUCAUAAGUUGCCAAAGGAAAUGUUUUUCCACACAGAUUAUCGGCCUCUUAUUAGAGAUGAUAAUCAUCACGUGUUAGAUGAGCAAACUCAGAUAGCACCACAUUUGAUGCCACCUCCGUUCCUUGUAGAUAUUGAUGGAAACCCUUAUCCACCUUUUCUGCAGCGUCUUGUACCUGGUCGAGAGAACUGUCAAGGAGAACAACUCAUUCCAAAUGUUGCCUGGCUUGCUGGAGGACAUCAAGAAGUUAUUGAAGGUCUUCCAACCAGUGAACCACGUUCAAAUAUAGACCAAAUGAUUGCUGCUCUUGCAAAUCGUCAAUUGGGUUCUGAUGGUUCUGCAGCAGCAGAAGCUGGUGAACAAUCAAGGCCAAAUUUAGCACCUAGAGCAGGACCAAGAUUUGGAUUUCGUCGGAAUGGUGAUGUGGAAGGCGUUAGACAGUCUAGUGGUAACUGGCAGCGAGACACAGAUUUUUGUUGGAACCGAGGCACUCUUAUUAAGCCUUUUGAUUCCGACGUGCUGCAGGAUUUGUGGCAUAAACAAACUGCCAACUAUAAUUCAGAAAUGGAGCAAUACCGAAUUGAGCAGUGCAGGCGUCCCCCAGAACCCCCACCUCAGCCACCAUCAACUGCAGUUGGGAAGAGACGACGUGGUGUUCGCAAUCAGCAUCAGCACAAUUACAGAACUAGAGCUGCUCAGGAGCAAAAUGUCAAUGCGGAAUCUGAGAAUCCAGAAAACAAUGAUGUUACUGCAAGCUUGUCAUCAGCAACUGAUCACAAUAAUGAUGACUCGACUGCUCGCGAGGAAGAUUUGGCUUCCAUGAGUUCAAGUUCUGACACAGAAAGUUCUGAAUACUCCGAUUGGGUGGCAGAUGCUGGUGUGAACCUGGAGCCACCUAAAAGAAGUCCUGUGAGAAGAAGAGCCCAAGCUGCUCAGACUAAUCAUAGGCCUAUAAGACAGAGGAAAAAGGUAUUUCCAGCUGUCAACAAUUUGUCAGAGGUUCCUGAAGCUUUCCGUCCAACUGAAUGGCUUUCAGAAAUUAUACCAAGAAAAGCUCCUUAUUAUCCUCAGAUGGGUGAUGAAGUGGUUUAUUUUCGCCAAGGCCAUCAACUGUAUCUAAAUGCCGUGAGAAACAAGAAGCUGUAUGAUUUGGGUAAUAGGUGUGAGCCGUGGGCUAAACAAACAAUAAGAGCACACGAGCUAGUGAAAGUAAUCGGUAUUAAAUAUGAAAUCCGACCACCUCGGCUGUGCUGUUUAAAACUUGGCCUGAUGAAUCCUGAUGGGCGCCUAACUGGAGAAAACUUCACUAUAAAAUAUCACGAUAUGCCAGAUGUUCUAGAUUUUUUAGUUCUCAAGCAGACAUAUGAUACGGCAGUUGCACGUAAUUGGAGAGUUGGUGAUCGUUUCCGUUGCAUGAUUGAUGACAGUUGGUGGAUGGGUGUCAUAGAAUCACAGAGUCCACUGGAACAAGAAUUUCCUGAUUCACAUUUUAUGUGCUACAAAGUAAGAUGGGACAAUGGAGAAUAUGAACACAUGAGCCCUUGGGAUCUGGAGCCAAUUAAUGAAGAUCGUCUCCCACGAAUCACUGGUGGAGCUGUACCUGUAUUACCACAGGAAAUUCAAGCAACACUUUAUCAGCCUCAGCCUGAAGAAUGGCCUAUGGGUGACAGGGAUGCUGCAUGUAGACGUAUCCUUGCUGGUCUAGAUCAAGUAAUGAGUCUCUCUAUUGCAGAACCCUUCAUUGCCCCAGUGGAUCUCAACCAGUAUCCCUCAUAUGCAUAUGUUGUGGAAUAUCCAAUUGACUUAUCAACGAUCAAGGGAAGAUUUGAAAAUCGGUUUUAUCGUCGCGUUACAUCGGCGCAGUUUGAUGUUAGGUAUAUAGCUACAAAUGCUGAAAAGUUUAAUGAGCCAGGAAGUCAGAUAGUUAAAAAAGCUCGUAUUGUUACUGAUUUGUGUCUGAGAGUUAUCAAAGAUCGAAACUUCAUCAAUGUACCAGCACUUUAUCAUCAACUGCUGGAUGCAUAUCAAUCAUCAGAUUCUGAAUAUGAGGUGGAUCUGAAUGAACCAGGUCCAAGUAAUGGCCGCAGAAGGUCAAAUCGCUUAACAUUAAAAAGAAAUUUGGCUAUGUUAAGAAGCAGUAAACAGAAAGAUUGGCAGGGAGAGUGUCGUCAGCUGCUUGAAAUGUUGUGGCAGUGUGGGGACUCGGCGCCUUUCAGGGAACCUGUGGAUGCUUUGGAGCAUCCAGAUUAUUAUCAAGUCAUUGAUACACCUAUGGAUCUAAGAACUGUGAAAGAGGAUCUUUUGGGUGGAAACUACCAAAGUCCUCUUGAAUUUGCCAAAGAUGUGAGACUCAUUUUCUCUAACUCCAAGAAUUACAACACUAAUAAUAAAUCAAGGAUAUACUGCAUGACUGUUCGUUUAUCAGCAAUGUUUGAAGUACAUAUGGAAACAAUAAUAUUAAACUGGAAGUCAGCAAGACGGCGUGAAUUGUCAGAGAAAAGAGAAACUCUGGAAAUAAAACCACUCAGACCUGUUACAGGUGUGACAACACGUAGAGCGACAAACUGUUUGAAAGCUGUGAAUGGGGCUGGCACCUCAAGGGAGCUAAACAAUGACAGUGAAGAUAGUGAUACAGGGAGUGAAGUGGAAGAAAAAGUUAAAAAGCCAAUAACAAGAAAAGCAGCUGCCCAUAAAAAGCCUCAAGGUGGAGAGGCUGUCACAAAUGGACAUAUACGCAGUAAAUCUUCAUCUCAUCCUGCAAUACGUUUGAAAAUAAAUUUCCAGAAUGUUAAAACUGGAAGUGAAUCAGAUAGUGAGAGCAGAAGUAGAAGCAAGAGCAAUAGUAGCAGUGGUAGUGGUAGCGGUGGCGGAGGCGGAGGUGGUGCCGCUGGUGUUGGCGGUGGCGGCGGCGGCGGCGGCGGCGGCGGCGGCGGCAGCAGUAGCAGCAGCAGCAGCAGCAGCAGUAGUAGCAGCAGCAGCAGCAGCAGCGGUGGAAGUAGCACCAAAAAUGACAGCAGCAGUAGCAGUAGCAGUAAUGGCAGCACCAACAGUACUGCUAGUAGCUCUAGUAGCAGUGGCAGCACUAAUAAAAGUAACACUGCUAGCACAAGUACUGCUAGUAGUAAGAAGAAGAAAACAAAAAAUGAUAGGAAAAAUAACAACAUUAACAGAAGUAGUAGCAGCACUAGUAGCCAGUCAUCUAGGAAACUUGCAAGUCUCCGUAUUACUAAAACAAGAAUUCAGACAAGAGGGAAGAAGAGAAUGCAUCCUACAGAUUCUGAUGAUGAUUAUCGUGUUGUAGCUGCAACAACAAGUGUUAGAUCAGUACGUACACGUAACCGGGGGCGCCAGAGAGUACACUACCAGGACCAGUUGAGUGAUCGUGGACAAGGUGGUGACAGUGACAGUGAAAGUGCUAGUGUACCGAUCAGGACUGCACGGAAAGUGUCCAGACGUUCCCAGCACUACCGAGAAGAAACUGAUGACAGUGAUGACCGCGUCGAGCCCCGGAGAUCGACGCGACCUCACAAGCGGCGUUAUCUUAAUGAUGCUGCUAAAAGUGAUGGAGGAAGCAGUGAGGGUACAGACGGAGUGCGGAACUUGCGACCCUCAUUGCGAACUCCAGCUGUGCGACGCCCGAGGCGGCGAGCCGUCUCUUCUGCACAUUAUGCUGAAGACAGUGGUGCAGAGAGCUCAGAUCACACACCUGCUGUUAGUGUCAGUAGCAGAGGACGAGUUCGUAAGCUGACUCCUAGAGCACGGGCUCUUUUUGCCAAAUAGCAGUGGGUGCACACCGGCGCCGGCGUGAGUUCCCGUGGACGCUUGCGGAGAUUAACUGUUAAGGCGCAAGCGCUGUUGGGUGAAUAGCAUUAGCUCUCGUCCUGUGUGUCUGGUGUGCUAUGUUUGCAUGAAAACUGCAUCCUGUAUGGUUGUGGGUAUUAUGACAUAUGCUACAGCUGUCUUGAAUGGCAAGUUGUGAUUACUUGUCACUGGUGUUGAUACCUGUCCGAUAUGAUAGGUCUGUUACAGUAUAGUCACUGUCUGUUUUUUGUAUUGUUUGCACAUAUUUAAUGUUACCCUUUUUCUAGUGCAAACAUAUAUUUGGUACUGUGUACCACCAUUUGCACACUGUGUACAUAUUAUUGCUUGUAUUGGUGGAUCUCAUAUAACAUUAAGAGACAGAUAACAUGGCGUUGAAUAAUGUUAGCACACUGCAGUUGUGUGAAACUGGAUUUUGCACACACUAUUAUUUAUGUAAAGUAAAAUGGAUCUAUUCACAGCCAGUUAGUGGUUAUGAGGAAACUUGUACUGGAGUUUUAAAAGAACAAAGAGCCGGCACUGCAAUUUGUCCCUUCAGAAGCCAUGCAGCAUGUGUUAAAUGGGGUUUCAACCAUAGAAUUCAGUCCUAAUACAGUACACAUUCUGUAUUAAAAACUGAAAGUUGUUUCUAAAUGCAUUAAAUUUCCAAAUGCAUUAAAUUUCAUGUCAAUGCUCUUUCAGAGGAAUGUUUGACUGAAUCUGUUUGUCUCUGACUGAAAUUUGGAGUGAGUAACAUGUACAUAUUCCCACAAAUAAUUUAGUUUUAAGCAAGUAAUUUAUAUUAAUUACAAAGUAUUUUAGAUAUAAAAAUAUAUUUUUCAUGUUGAACUUAUUUAAAAUAGUAUGGAAGACAAUUUAUGAAGGAAAAAGUGAAUUGAGUGUUCCAUUUCUCUGUGAGCGAUAAUUUUCACUGCCAGAAUCAUUCCCCAUAUUGAAAAGACUAUUUAUUAGUAAUCUCAUGACACUGAAGUAUCCUAUUGGGGUACUGUACGAUGUAUGAGCUACGCAUUAAAGAUCACAAAUACUGCUACCAGCUGCUGUUUUAAUUUAUUUUACUCAGUAAUUUUCAGGAAGUAUGCUUUUGUUUUAGGUAUGGUCACACUUUAAGUUUAUAAUGUAUUUUGGACUGUACAGCUCCCAUCCUAGUAUUCACCUUUCAAAAGGUGGAAAAACUUUAAUGAAUGCACAACUUUGUGUAAAGUUGUGUUGUUUCAGGAAAUGUAGUGGAGUGAUAAUAAGCUUGUCUAGAAUGAAACAAGAUAUAUCUGGGAACAAACUUGGAGAGAUCAUGUGGUUAGACAAAUUAACACAUGACUAAAAUUCACUGUAUAGCUUGCACUAGCAACCAUUGAAUGACAGUACCAUAACCUUUGUGUCCAUCACCUAAUUUCUAGAAUACAAGUGACAUAUUUCUAAACUCCAGCUGUUGUCUUAAACUGCUGCAGGUCAAUGACAGAAUAGCUUCAUAUAUAAGACGAAAUUGAGUUUUAUUAUUUAUUCUUCACUGAAAUAAGUCCAUCGUUCAGUUACUCAGUACAAGUUAAGUAUCAUAUCCCCAAAAAUCCAUGGUUAAAAUAAGAAUUCCUCUGAUCUGAAUAAAGCUUCAGAACUUCCUGACUGUAAAGGGUGCAGGAGGAACAAGGGAGGGAGGAAGAAGAAUGACACUUGGAAUGAAUUCAAUUUUUGAAAAUAUAUUUUAAGUUGAAUGGAAAUUUUACUGGUGGCAGCAUUUGAGAAAUUUAUUGCAUGAUAUUUGUGAUUAGGAAUGGAGAGAGGCAUGUUGAAGAUCUUUCAUGAUUCAUUGUAGACAACUUUCAAUUAGAAAAUUAAUUUUUAUUUUUGGGACGGUACGUAUUAAUCUUCAGUGAAGUAGCAAAUACCCCACAGGACAAAAAAUUGCCAUAUGUUGCUCUCUUUUAUAGUCUCAAAUUCAUUAAUGUUCAUAAGAUUAAUCUUGUUUGCGUAAUUUUCCUAUGAAGUCAACCAAAAGUGGAUAUAGAUAUUGUGAUGUGUCUGUCAUACAUAAUUUUACCAGACCUUUUUUUUAAAAUGUGCCUAGUGUUUUUAUCCCACCCUUUAAUGACUAGAAAUGUAUUGGUGUGACUAUUUAUUGUAAGUCAACAUUUUUGCACUCGAGUAUCUUGAAAUUUAUUUUGCAUUAUUUUGAGUGUAUAUAACAAAAAUAUGAUACGUUGUUGUGCUCAGAUCAUGUUCUGAUAGUUUCUUGGUGUAAUAUAAAUGUCUUGCUAUGGAAUCAGUGUUUUGGUGACAAGGGAGUGGAAGCCAACCAUAUGAUUUACUUAGCAGUGGUGAUCACGUGGUAAAUAAAUGUUAUUGCAGUCAGUCGACUAUUGCAUGGUCUUCAGAGCCAGAUGGCAGGGUUCCCUUUUUUUGUCUAGAGAGGGAACAGCUUCCUACAAUUGUUUCAGAAAGGAAAGUGUUCAGUAUAUGGCUGUGUAACAUAAAAAAUUGCAAUUGAAUUUCUGCUUACUGAAUGCCAUUUGACUGAUUUACAAGCAUUGAAGGCUGCAGCGCUACCUUCCAGUGGGAACAGUUCUUCAAAAAUAAUGAAUUUAUUUUUUUUCAUGUAGUCAGAAUUUUAUGCAGUAUUUGUGCCAGUAUUUUAUCUGUCCUUGGUAGUUAUUUGAAACUUUUCUUAUCGGAAAUUCACUGUUCAUCUCAAUAUUUUAGUAUUCAUUUUGGCUCUUAACAAGUGCCAAACUAGACCAUUUUUGUGAAGUGGAAUCAUAUUUCAUCAUAACAAUUACAUUUUCAUUGUACAUGUACACUGAACAUUAUCAUAAUACAAGAAAUAGUAAUGUGCAUAUUUCUGAUAAGCAGUCCAUUACAAAAUAACUAGCUGGUUUGUAGUAGAAUUGAGUAGUUCUGCUUGCUUAAGAACUUUACGGAGACCUAAUGUCGAUUUGAUGUGGAUCCACUGACAGGGAGGAUGCGUCAUUGAACAAGAUGUGUGUUUCAUACUAAAACUGAAUGCGUGUUGUCUUGAUUCAGGACAGAGCAAAUGAGAAAUCAGUGGACCUUCAAAGAAAAACGUUUUUUUGGGGAGGCCACAGUGAUAAAAGGUAGGGAGAAUGAAAAUAAAAAUAAAAAUAAGAACCAAGUAAAAUUGUUUAUCUAAAGCUAUGAUUUUUAAGUUCUGCUCAUCAAAGACUGAAUAAGUACUGCAAGGAUUUGCAAGGCAAUGUUAAGACGAUUGUAAUUUGUGUGGUAGUGCACUGUUAACAGGCCUUUCAGACAUAGUCGCCAUAGUUUGAUGGUUAAUUACAGGCCACAUCUGGUGCUUACAACAAAUUAUUUCCAGCCAAGAGAGAGUGACUUGUUAACAGUUUGUAUUCAUUACCUGCUUUAUUUGUGGUAGUGCCAUGUUGCAGUAUUGUCCACUAUCUUUUGUAUUGUGAAGCUUGUAUGUUCUUUAAAGUUCACCUAUUUAAUAUAUCCAUGAGAGAUUAAAAAGUGGAACAGAUGUUACAGUAACAUUAUUGUCCAUUAUAUUAAUCAUAUGAAUAAAUGAUAGCACAGAUCUAGCAGAAUAAUAUAGGAGAUUUGUUGGUACAAAUUAUCAGAAAAAGAUUAGCACUUGAGAAUGCUGACACAAUUAAUUCAGGAACGGACUUAUUUGUGCCUUAUCUAAAAUAAAACU